Molecule: messenger RNA, 4232 nt
Organism: Globicephala melas (long-finned pilot whale)
Lineage: Eukaryota; Metazoa; Chordata; Mammalia; Artiodactyla; Delphinidae
Gene: B3GNT5
Product: UDP-GlcNAc:betaGal beta-1,3-N-acetylglucosaminyltransferase 5
Cellular component (GO): Golgi membrane
Source: RefSeq, a predicted model, not a curated record
GAGAGCCGGCUGCCCAGCCCCUGACCAAGAUUUUAAACGGGCAAGUUUUGUUCCGGAGACCCCCAUGACUUUAGCUUCGCUGCCAGGAGGAGAGCCGACCUGCGAUUUGGGAGUUUGAGGAGCUGGUCUUGAACUUGAUGAGUAAACCUUUGCAUGUUCUGAACGAAUGGAUCGCCUGUCUAACAAAUUCUACCUCCUAAUGCAAACUGUACGGAGACCAGUUGUUUCAUAUGGAAUUAAUAUAUGUGAUCAAUCGUACCAUUUAAAAAAAUGCUCUGCAUCCCACCGCAUCCUAGCAGGGGCCCAGGCCCCUGGUGGGUGGAAAUGUAGUCUUCUCUUCCGGAUCACUAAAUGUGGUCCAGAUUCAAGGUUGCACCGGAACAUUUUCUUACUCUGUUAGGGGAUCUACACUGGAAACAUCUCUGAAGCCCUCUCAGCAUCCUGUCUGUGGCCUACUACACAGUUGCACUUAACUUUCACAAAAAGGAGUACACAGAAUAGCUGCGUAAGGCCAAUCCCGAACUUAAUGAAGGAUGUCAGAGUGGGAGCAUUCUGAUGUGCCAGUGUCCUCAUCCUGCAGUGUGUUCCGUUUUCUCCCCUUUCCGAAAAAAAUGGUAUUAAAAUAUUUUGUGAAAUAAGAAGCUCCUUUUACAUUUUUAAUGACCAACAUGCACAUCUGUUCUAAAGAAUACAAAGUCCUAUGGUCUUGAAGAAGGAAGCGCCCAUUUAAAACUGACCCUGAAUAAAAACAGACCUGAAUGGACGUCAGAAUGUUUGUUAGUGGCAGGAGAGUAAAAAAAUGGCAAUUUAUUCAGUUAUUUGCCACUUGUUUUGUACUAAGCCUCAUGUUCUUCUGGAUACCGAUCGAUAACCACAUCGUGAGCCACAUGAAGUCCUACUCUUACAGAUACCUCAUAAAUAGCUACGACUUUGUGAAUGACAGCCUGUCUCUUAAGCGCAGCGAGGAUGGGGCUCCUCGCUACCAGUACUUGAUAAACCAUGAGGAGAAGUGUCAAACACAAGACGUCCUGCUCUUACUGUUUGUAAAGACUGCUCCUGAAAACUACAAUCGCCGUUCUGCCAUUAGGAAAACAUGGGGCAAUGAGAAGUAUGUUCGCUCUGAACUUAACGCCAACAUUAAAACUCUGUUUGUCUUAGGAACACCUUCUGACCCACUGACAAGAGAAAGACUUCAGAGAAGACUGGUUUGGGAAGAUCAGAUGUACAAUGAUAUAAUUCAGCAAGGCUUUGCUGAUUCUUUCUAUAAUCUUACUCUUAAAUUUCUUCUGCAGUUCAGUUGGGCAAAUAGCUUUUGUCCACAUGCCAAAUUCCUUAUGACUGCUGAUGAUGACAUAUUUAUUCACAUGCCAAAUCUUAUUGAAUACCUUCAGAGUUUAGAACGAAUUGGUGUUCAAGACUUUUGGAUUGGUCGUGUUCAUCGUGGUGCCCCUCCCGUCAGAGACAAAAACAGCAAAUACUAUGUCUCCUAUGAAAUGUACCAGUGGCCGGCUUACCCUGACUAUACUGCAGGAGCCGCCUACGUGAUCUCUGGUGAUGUAGCCGCCAAAGUCUAUGAGGCAUCACAGACACUUAACUCUAGUCUUUACAUAGACGAUGUGUUCAUGGGCCUCUGUGCCAAUAAAAUAGGGAUAGUACCACAAUACCAUGUGUUUUUCUCCGGGGAAGGUAAAACUCCUUAUCAUCCCUGCAUCUAUGAAAAAAUGAUGACAUCUCAUGGGCAUGUAGAAGACCUUCAGGACCUUUGGAAGGAUGCCACAGACCCAAGAGUAAAAAUGACUUCAAAAGGUUUCUUUGGUCAAUUAUACUGCAGAAUAAUUAAGAUAGUCCUCCUUUGCAAACUGACCUGUGAGGAUACGUAUCCGUGUAGGGCUGCCUUUGCCUAAUAGUACUUGAAUGUUGUAUGUUUUCACUGUCACUGAGCCAGACGUGGAUGAAAAAACCUUUAAAUGUUUGUCUAUACCAUAAGUGAAAUGAAUAUGAAGAACAAAGAAAUAUUUUGAAAGCCCUGUCUAUCAGAAUGUUUCUUUGAUUCUAGAAGCCCUUCAAUAUAACUAAUCUACUUCAUUGCCUAAAUUCAUAUCAAGGAAUUUAUAUUUAGACAAGGUUUAUGAAAACAAAACUAAAGGGAAUUUCAAGUUCACAGUACCACGUGUAUAUUAGAGGUGUAGAGAAGUUAUUAAGGUGCCUAGGUGUUAGAAUAACUGCUUUUGGAAAAUACCAAGUAAGUGUAUAGUACAACAUUUCAAAGAAAUGGAUAUAUUGUUAGACCAGGUAUACAAGUUUAUUUUGAUUAAAGAGCACUUGAUGGAGUUGGUGGAGGCAGGAGAGGAUUGGCCUAGAAGAAAGUACAUGAAUCUGGUAAAAGAAAGUUUCCUCUUCUUCAGAGGAGAUUUAGGAAAAUGUACACAAUUUCUUUAUAAACUGUCAAAUCACUUACUGUCACAUCCAUGUAGCUAUUUUACCUGGACACUGUUGGAGUCAUUUUAAAUAUAUUCAUAUCUUUUUUUCAAAGUUUAAUGUGAAAUUUGAGGAGUCAUUAGUUCUGCCCUAACUAGUACUUUAUUAUGGUUCUUUUUGAUUAUUAGAAAAUGACACAAAACAUGGACAGUGUCUUACUCAUGGGGUCCUUCUCUAGAGAGAAAUCAUUGUUAAUUCAAAUAAGCUGAUUUUAAUUUAAUGAAUUUUUCAACUGGUUUUUAAAUAUUCAAUAUGGGUCUGUUUUUAAGGCAGCUAUUUGAAUGUAAGUUUACAUAGAGGAAUAUAAUAAUGAAGAAUUCAAAAGGAAAGAUAGAACAUUAAAAGCCUCUUUUCUCCAUAAUUUAUAAAAUAAAAGUUUUAGUGUCUAAAUUGUAUUGAUUACUAAAAUUAGCCUACCCCUCUCCAACAGGGUCUCAUAAACCACAGACUUUGUUCUGAGUUCAGCUUUUAAUUGAGAGUAUUAAACAUCAAAUCGAAGCUGUAGUAUUUUAAAAAAAUCUACUCUUUCAUCACAACAACUGUCAGAGGUUAUCUUCAACUUAUAAAUAUUUCCAACUUCAAAGUAGAAUGAAAGUGAUAGAAACGUCACCAGAAUGAGAUUUAAAGCAUUUGUAAAGCUGUAGGUUUCUUGUAAUCAAAGAAAUGUGGCUGAGAUCCAAUAGCGCAUUACAUUUAUUUUACAGAGCAGGAUAAAAAUGUGGCUAUGAUGCAAACAACCUCCCCUCACUACAGAAAGAACUAGGUGAUGUCUGUUGUUAGGGGGAUUAUAUGAAAGCCAAAAUAGUGACUUCAGCAAAAGCAGUCGAACUGAUGAUAAACCCCUUGUCUGCAGAGGCUCCUGUUAGGGAAAACUAAGAUGUAUCACUUAGUAAGAUGUCUGAAACAUGCAAAAAAACUAAAAAAGAAUUCUCAGUAUACACAACUGGAUGCUGAUAUGUAUAAUUUGUUGCAGGUAGCUUCUCAAUGUUUACAGAAAUUUUUUGUUAAUUUUUUUCUAUUUUGAAAAUUGAAGCUUGUUUACAUUGAUUGCUCAGAUAAUUUAAAAUUUUUAACUCAUGUCAAAACUAUGGUAUCAAACAUUCUAGUUUUUAGUUACUUUCAGAGUAGGUUCAGGGUUUUUAGAUCAUUACAGUUUUAAUUUUCUGACCAAUUUAAAAAACUGUAGAGAACAAAAGCGUAUUUUGACAAACCAGGUUUAUAAUUAAUUUUUAUUAGUUGAUUCUUUAAUAACCAUUUGCCUUUUGGCCAUAUAUAUGCCCUGUGUAUCUAUACUUGUAACUGUUUAAAUUUGCCAGUGGUUGAAAACAUCAGUGUCUCUCUGGCCAUCAAAAUGAUCUUGUUUACAGCAAUACUUUUGUGAAACAGUUAUUUAUUUGUGAAAGAGCUCCCCUCAAUUGUGUUCAUCUUUUUAUUUUUGCUUAAAAUAGAAUGAAACAGUUAAAUAUGAAGGAAAUAUGAAGGUACUUCCUUUUUUUAAUAAGAAGGAAAUUGCUAGACUCUUCCUUCAUCAGAUUUAAAGUACUGAGAAGAUUAAUUGUAAAUAAAGGAUUCCAACCUUUUAAAAAGGAAGGAAAAAACUUUUUGGUGCUCCAGUGCAAGGCUGUCUUUUAAAAAUCAUCAGUAAAGGGAAAAUAAACUCUUAGCCUGGAUGGUCAACUGACAGUUAUACACAGUGUUAUUGCUAAAAACUUUUUACCUCUUGGUUGGUUUGCGUCUUUUUUCCAUAUUAUUAA